GCUCAAUGUUCGUGUCAGAGCUGCUGAUAUGCCCGUUCUUUUGCAAGACCGAGCUUUUAGGUGUGCUCGUGACCAGCUUGACUCCAUGCCUGGAAAGCUUGAUAGCAAACGCCUCGCUCUUGCCCUGAAAAAGUUUUUACUGGUUUGCCAGGAAUUUGAUGCUGCAUAUGGUCCAGCUUGGCACUGCAUUGUUGGAACUAGCUUUGGUUCAUAUGUUACUCAUUCCACAGGAGGUUUCUUGUAUUUUUCGAUCGACAAGAUGAACGCCUUUAAGAUACGAAGUUCAUGGGAAGUCAACUAGCCGAUCCUUUAUUUUGAUUACGGAAACUACCAAAUUAUAGCUAUUGGCUCGUAUGGAAAUGCAACGGAUCCGUGCAAAUGUUGUCUUUGUUAUGCAUGCAUAGGUGGACCUACGAUAAUUUGGAUUCUUGCGUUCAUUUGCUUAGCAAGCAAGAAAUGAAUAGGUUUUGACAGUGUCAAAUGACUGGAAGUUGCAAUUACAAAUGUGCGGUUCACAUUGCUAGACGUAUGUGUGAUGUUACUCAGUUCCAAAACUCUUUCUUUAUUUUUCUUGUCUGGCUGUGUCAUCCUUUUACACCUCUUUCCUUGAACUCUUCCCCUUUAUAAAUUAUCUUUUGAACUCAAAUUACAAUAUUUGAGCUUGAUUGGGGACAUGGGGAUUUUACAUUAUGUAGAGAACAAAAUGCAUGAAAGUAAAGAAUACUUUAUGCAGCCUCUGCAAAUUCUGUAUGCUUUUUUUUCUCAUCUUGGUUCCAAAAAUAGAUAUACAAACCGAGAGGUGGAACCAGGGCCACCUCAUGAGGCUCUAUUUUUUGUCCUGGCUUACCUCGAUGUAUUUGACCUUCUUGUCAUGAGUGAAGUUUGCAUGCCACUCAGAGAUGCAGUGAGCAAAGAUGUAUUACCGUGGCGGAAUAUCAUCAUUGAAAGGCCUUUGAACUCGAGAUUGUCUGAUGAGAUUCUGGUGCAAAUCACUUCGAAGGCACAUGGCAGACUCAGAACUUUGGCUCUCAUAAACUGUUUCAAGAUCACAGAUGAUGGCCUUCAAACUGUCAUUGAAAAAAAUCAUUUAAUCAGUAAGCUCCACGUACCCGGAUGCUCUGGCUUAACCCCUGAGGGAAUCAUAAGAAUUGUGAAGACACUAUCCCAACAUCACAACAGCUUAGAGAGUUUACAGAUAAACGGUAUCCACAACCUAAAGAAAGAACACCUGGAAACAAUUUCUUCUCAUCUUCAAAUGAACCCACCGCAUCAAAAGCCACAGCCUAUCCUGUAUCAUCACCAUAGCAGUUCCUUAACAUCAAGAAACGAAGAAAGUAACCGCAUGAUUGAUGUGGACAUCUGUCCAAAGUGCAAUGAAGUAAGAACAGUUUUCGACUGCCCGAGGGCGACCAGCAAGAGUGGGAGAGAGCACUCAUUCACCCAUUGUAGAGGAUGCUACUUUUGCAUUAGUAGGUGUGAAGAGUGCGGACAAUGUGUGGAUGAUGAAGAACUGGAAGAGACUCUUUGUUUUGGUAUUUUGUGUACAGAUUGCUGGCUUCUUCUUCCAAAAUGUUGUUUUUGCAACCAGGCAUACUGUAAGCAACAUGAGAAUUAUCGGUGCAGUCUUCCAGACAGUACUGGGUUUCUAUGUGACCUUUGUAACGAGAAACUCGAAACUUAUGGGGAACUAGAGUAGUGAUAUUCAGUAUUAUGUUGAGACAGAGAAAUCUUCAAACUUAUGGCAGCUUUCUUCACAUAUAUUUCUUAUA
Populus nigra (black poplar) is the source of this 1769-nucleotide messenger RNA. RefSeq lists its product as uncharacterized. The record is from RefSeq and is a predicted model, not a curated record. Gene Ontology annotation, cellular component: dynein complex; cytoplasm. The transcript has 4 exons. Bases 674 to 1696 code for a protein of 340 amino acids. NCBI's taxonomy places the organism in Eukaryota, Viridiplantae, Streptophyta, Magnoliopsida, Malpighiales, Salicaceae. Gene Ontology annotation, biological process: microtubule-based process. Gene Ontology annotation, molecular function: dynein light intermediate chain binding; dynein intermediate chain binding.